GAUGCGUUCGUGCCUUACUCUAUGGCAUUUAGCGAAGACUUGGAGAUUGCGUGCGAAUUCUUCGAAGCCGUGUAUGCCGGUUUGCAGACGUUGGACGGCCAGGGCAUCUCGGCCAACGAUAUGAAGGCUUGGAGCAAGGCGAAAGAGUAUCUGGCACCGCGGAUACUGAAGGAUGCGAGUGGCAACUAGAAGAGCCCACCCUCCCAGCGUAGAGCGCGUCUUGUGAGAGAUCACUUUGGUUUUAAUGUGUAAGUGAAGCACACUAUGCUUAUACGCACAUGCAAGACUGCAUACAAGCCGCGUAUGUUCGGAAGGAGGGUCCGGCUUGAUGGUUUCGCUGCCGGAAUAUUUGGCGCGCCUACUAUAUUUCAAAGAAGCAAUCAAAUAUUCAAGAGGCAAAAGGCCGCGUAAUAGU
Molecule: messenger RNA, 415 nt
Organism: Neurospora tetrasperma FGSC 2508
Lineage: Eukaryota; Fungi; Ascomycota; Sordariomycetes; Sordariales; Sordariaceae
Exons: 1
Coding region: 22-189 (55 amino acids)
Source: RefSeq, a predicted model, not a curated record